GCAUUUUAGGUAGAUGCUCUCUUCCUCAUCCUCUCUUGUCGCUUUCUCCUUUUGUGAAGAUGGCGGUCGAAGACUCGAUCUUCUUCCAGGAGAUAAGAGCUGAUCAUGGCAAGAUUGUAAAUGACCUUCCCAAGUUCGAACUCGAGAGCUAUGUGGGGAACUAUGAAGGAAUACUUCGGUUGUUCAAGCUUCGAUGCAUCGCACAUACCUCUCCGCCGUUGUCGGCCGAUGCCUUCAGGUUGCUAAUCCAGGAGCUUAAGCGAGGUAUCAACGUGGACAUGUACAUGCAGGUCGUUGAGGAGUUUUCUAAGCUGCUACCCUCAGAUCCACUUGCUCAGGUUGACACGGAGUGGGCAGAGACGACAGCACGAAGGGUCAAGACAGACACAGACAGGCUGGAACGCGAGCUCAAGGCUUACAAAAACAACCUCAUCAAGGAGAGCAUACGCAUGGGACAGGAAGAUCUAGGCAACCACUACUUCUUGGUAGGAGACUAUCCGUCCGCUUUCAAGGCGUACACCAAAAUGCGCGAGUUUUGCACCACGCCAAAGCAGAUCGCUCAGAUGACGUUCAAGCUUUUGUAUGUGGCGAUCAUGCAGCGUAACUGGGCUAUCGCUGCCUCGUACCAGCCAAAGAUGGGUGCUCUUCAGCUCAGCAGCGAAGAAAAGGCCAAGUUCGAUCCCAUCCUCUUCGCAUGCGUUGGCCUCUCCCACCUUCAACAGUGUCACUACCGCGACGCUGCCCGCGCUUUUCUCAACGUCGACCAGCAAUACAUGACUCUGCAGGAGGCUCAGGGUGGAAUUGUUUUCCAGAAACAGGUCAUGACGCCGAAUGAUGUGGCUGUGUACGGCGGUCUUUGCGCACUUGCUACUAUGGAUCGCGCAGAGCUGCAGCGUCGAGUGCUCGACAACACAACCUUUCGCCCUUUGCUCGAACUUGAACCUCAUAUCCGCCGUGCUAUCAGUAUGUUUUGCUCUAGCAAGUACAAGAGUUGUUUGCAGGUGCUAGAGUCGUACAUGGCUGAUUAUCUUUUGGACUUCUAUCUCAAUGGCCACUUCUUGAAGUUAUACCAGUUGGUCAGAAGCAAGUGCAUUGUGCAGUGGUUCAGUGCGUAUUCGAGCGUUACUUGGCAGGAGAUCGAAAGCCAUUUUCCAAAUAAUCUGUUAGAUAUUGAUUUAGAGGACGAGCUGAGAGGGAUGAUUCGCAACGGCGUUUUAGAUGCUCGGAUUGAUCUCGUUGAUAAGGUCCUUGUUUCACCUAAUCCUGACUCUCGUAUUGCUGUCAUUCAAGAUACCCUUUCCAUGGCCAAGACUACGGAGCAUGCGCUUCGCCUCCGCCUGCACAACAUAAACAUGCGCGCCGCGGGCUUAGUUGUCAAAAGCCCCAAUCAAGGAGCUAUGAAUCUUAGCAUGCUUGCUGAGCAAGGGAGUGAGUUUUUCAAUGGUGCAAUGGGUUUGCGCCAAGGAGGUGGGGGUGCCCAAGGCAAGAUAAAGAAAGCCAACGGCGCAAACAUGGUGUGAUGAAUCGAGGCUUCAAAAAAAAAAUCUUCAGCGGCUGAUGAGUAAACGGUCAAUCUGUACAUGACUUUCGUACGGUGUGAUGACGGCAUGAAUUGGCGAAACACAUCUCCACAAAAGCGGAGCAUUUUCCAAAGGCGUUGUUUUCCCACAUAGCGCAUUUCUCGCAACGGUGUAUAGAUAUGAGCUUCGCAGUCAUCAAUUUAUAAAGCAGGACUAAUAUUGCAUAAUUUAGAUGCACGUACCUGAUCUAACUCCUCUCAGCGUUCGGGGCCCCUUUGGAAAUUUU
Verruconis gallopava is the source of this 1806-nucleotide messenger RNA. RefSeq lists its product as uncharacterized. Bases 60 to 1520 code for a protein of 486 amino acids. Lineage: Eukaryota; Fungi; Ascomycota; Dothideomycetes; Venturiales; Sympoventuriaceae. The record is from RefSeq and is a predicted model, not a curated record. Gene Ontology annotation, cellular component: COP9 signalosome. The transcript is spliced from 3 exons.